Molecule: messenger RNA, 3007 nt
Organism: Vanrija pseudolonga
Lineage: Eukaryota; Fungi; Basidiomycota; Tremellomycetes; Trichosporonales; Trichosporonaceae
Gene: fzo1
Product: Transmembrane GTPase fzo1
Exons: 2
Coding region: 288-2864 (858 amino acids)
Biological process (GO): mitochondrial fusion; mitochondrion localization
Cellular component (GO): mitochondrial outer membrane
Molecular function (GO): GTPase activity; GTP binding
Source: RefSeq, a predicted model, not a curated record
CGGACACCGCAACACAAACACACCCACCACACAGACACCUGACAAACGGCGACGAGAGCUUUCGACGACGACAACUCCAACACCCUCCCUCCUCCUCCUCUUACCCCCCAUCUUCACCCUACUUGCUUCACAUUCUCCUCACUUGCGCGACGACCUCGGCACAGCAUAUUGCAUCGACCGCAUACAUCGGCCCGAUUUUCAUUUCCAGUUCGACUUUCGUUUUCUUCGCAUCGGAUCACUGUUAAACCUUCAUCGCCCAGUGGCGACCCACCGCCCUUGCUCCCAUCAUGCAGCCCUACAUCCCUCCCUCCUCCCCGGCGUUCGAGAAGGAGUCGCACAUUGGUAAUGAGCCUGCAUCUAUCCAGGCUCGUAUUGCCGGUGAUGCGGUCGUUCGAGACUACGAGAACAAGCAGCACCAGCUCUCCGAGGCUAUCGAUGCGACCAAGCACCUCGUCGCCGACCUGAAGAACUUCAACACCGAGGAGUGGAAGAUUCGUUACCCCCACUUCAACCAGCCUUCUGACACGGCAACACCCGGUGUGGGCAGACGUGCUCUGACUUUCGCCGAUGAGCCCUCAUCGUCGACGAAUGUCAUUGUCAACUCGGUGUCCAACGAGAGACGACAGAUGAAGCGUUCGGUCACCCUCCUGGACGAGUCAUCCUUGACUGAGGAGCCUGCCAGUGUCGCGUCCUCGGAGUCUGAAGACUUCUCCAUCCUUCAGCUGGACCUCAACCUUGGCGCCACACGGCACGCCAAGGCUCUGAUCUCUAACCUCGAACGCUCGUCCAUCUCGGCUCUGCUGGACAACCGUCUGUCAGCAGCAUUGGACCAUCUCAACCUCCUGCACGCUCGUAUCCAUGACGCCCACUCGCGAGUUUUGGUUACUGGCGACUUGAACGCUGGCAAGUCGACCUUCGUCAAUGCUCUUCUCCGCCACUCCGAGGUUAUGCCUACGGACCAGCAGCCUUUGACCACUCGCUUUGUCGAGGUUGUCAGUGCGCGCGAAAACAAUGAUGUCGAGGAAGUUCACGUCCUCGAGCCAAACGUCAAGUACGAUCCAGCCGACCCUUCGACCCACACAGUCGUUCCGCUGGACCAGCUUGAGAAGCUUGCUACCGACAUUGACAACGACCCCUCAGCGCCGCCUCUCCGAGUGUUCCUCCGCGAGAACAGCAUUGGCAGCUCCAACCCAUCAAUCCUGCACAAUGGUGUUGUGGACAUUUCGCUGAUUGACGCUCCUGGCCUCAACCGCGACUCGAUCAAGACAACCGCCAACUUUGCUCGCCAGGAGGAGAUUGAUGUUGUCGUGUUUGUCGUCUCAGCGGCCAACCACUUUACGCUUUCGGCCAAGGAGUUCAUCUGGCAGGCUGGCCACGAGAAGGCCCACCUCUUCAUCGUUGUCAACCGCUUCGACCAGAUCAAGGACAAGGAGCGCUGCCGCCGUGCUGUCAUGGAGCAGAUCAAGCAAUUGAGCCCUGACACCUAUGCCGACGCCAAGGACCUCGCCCACUUCGUCGACUCUGCCAAGGUUGCUAUGGGUUUCGAGGACAGUGACGAAGACGACAGCGCCGACGACAUGGACGCCGCGUUCUCUUACCUGGAGCAGUCCCUCCGCUCCUUUGUCCUCGUCAACCGCGCCAAGUCCAAGCUUGGCCCGGCCCAGAACUACACUACGCACCUACUGGCGGACGUCGAGCUCCUCGCCUCGGCCAAUUCCGUGGUCGCCAACCAGGAGCGCGAUGUCGCUCUCAAGGAGAUCUCGCGUGUCAAGCCCGAGCUCGACCGCAUGAAGCGCGGCAAGGACUCUCUCGAGGACGGUCUUGUCACGGAGGAGGAAUCUGUCACUGCUUCGGCCACCACCAAUGCCAAGCAAUCCCUCCGUGCCGCCCUCGACCGCGUUGGUCGCGGCGAGCUGGCGGAAGGUGUGCCUGUGCCCGUGUAUCCUGGCCUCCUCGGAGCAUGGGACUAUGCUCACGAGGUUCGCCGUGCUCUCCUUUCGUCCCUCGACAUUGCUGUCCGCUCGGUCGAGGACUCGUCUCGCGACAUCACCACUGGUGCUGUCAAGACCAUUGGUGGCCUCGGUGACAAGCACCUCCCCGCUGAUGUAGAGCGCUCGAAGCGAGUCUUCAACGCCAACGCCAUGUUCUUCAACCACUCCAAUGCCAAGGGCCGCCGUGUCUCUGGCCGCCAGUAUGUUGGCCUUGGAUUGGCUGGCAACUCUGCUCUUUCAAACGUUUCCGUUUCCGACAUCUUCGACUUGCAAUACCACCUGUUCCUCACCGACUCGGUCCCGUCAGAGUCCCCCAAGCUCUCACCACUCAAGGACCUGAUCCCCGCUUCCAUGAACAACGAAGUGUCGGGCAUCGGUGCGGCGUCUCUGGCUCUCGGUGCCUUCUCCAUGGCCGGCGGCAAGACGGUUGCUCUCCGCUCGCUCCUCGAGGGCAUUGUUCAACUUUCAGAGCUCGCUUCCAACCCCGUUGUCCGCAAGUGGGCUGGCCCUGCCUUCGGUGUGAUUGUCGCCGGUGCCAUCGCCUACGUGGUCUACGAGCUGCCCCGCACUAUCCCCCGCAACGUUGGGCGUCACAUUCGUGCCCAGCUCCUCGUCACCUCUGGCGGACAAGAAGAGGACGAGACUCCGUUCUGCGAGGCCGAAUCCGAGCGCAUCGGCCGCGAGGUGCGCAAAGUCAUGCGCCUCGCUGCUUGGGACCUUCGUGAGCGCUUCCGUGCUGCUUUGGAGGUUCGCAACGAGAUUGUCCGCCAAAGCGAGGAGACUGCCGAGCGAGCAACUCGUGCGCUGGAGUGGUUCACCGAGGUCGAACAACGCGUGGACUUGAUCCGCGGGCAGUUGGGCCUGAAGCUCUAGACACACAGCAGCCACAGAUUUGGGAUCGGAUAUGAAGGGCACUUCGGUUUUUCUUUUGUUGUUUUACAUUGUAGAUUAGUGACCUUCCCUCAAAGAGACGAAUAUAUGAAUGAAGUGACAUCUUCGCCUUGGUCGUCUACAAA